AUGGCUCAUGAUUUAAGCCUGGGCACUAAUAGGCAUUACUACACAAGACCUGUUGGUGCCGCUUUUACUCUUGAGAGCGAGGCGCCAGAUCCGGAAGAAAUCCGCAGCCUUGUGGUCGAUCGCAGUACUGUACUCCUACAAAGUAUCAAUAUCCUGACAGCCCUUCCCCCGGCUACUACGAGCCACCUCUUCUGCAGGUCAGUAUCGAAGUCAAAUAGAACUCCUCUCACAGGGAAAAUGGCGAUCCAAUCGCCCACAAUCCACAACUACCACUGCAUCUGCAACUCCCUCCUUCUAUCCAGCACACAUACCCUCUCCACGCUGCCCCGACGCUCAACAUCUCCCAACGCUGGCCUCGACAGUGCGCUGAUCCUCCCGCUCCCACUUCCCUCCUCACCGACCCCAUUUUCAACCGAGGAAGCCGAAGCGGGCAGCGAUGUCGCGGACAUGCCACAAGAAGGAUACAGUAUAGUCCUGGGCAUGACACGGGAUAGCGCGAAUAAACCGACACUGCUAAGAAGGGAAGAUGGGUUUGAGAAGAGGGUUCUUUGGAGGUGUGGGAGGUGUAGGAUUGUGGUUGGAUAUGAGCUUUUGCCGUCGCUGGGAGCUGUAACAGGGCAGGGGGAGGCCGGAGAGCGGAUGGAUGUUGAUGAUGCCGGGAUAGACGAGGGCAAAGGGAAGGAGGGUGGGCGGAGGGAAGAAUAUAGAGGGAAGGUCUUAUAUAUCCUUCCUGGGGGGUUGAUGAGUACGGACUUUAUGAUGGAAGGGAAGCUUGGGGAGGCGGAUGUGGAUGCUGGUAUUAAUGCUGGGACCAGGGCGGCGUUUGAAUGA
Venustampulla echinocandica is the source of this 831-nucleotide messenger RNA. RefSeq lists its product as uncharacterized. Bases 1 to 831 code for a protein of 276 amino acids. Lineage: Eukaryota; Fungi; Ascomycota; Leotiomycetes; Helotiales; Pleuroascaceae. The transcript has a single exon. The record is from RefSeq and is a predicted model, not a curated record.